AGUAUAGUCCUUGACCUUGAGUUGCCCCUUCAAUGCAAGGGCGUAUUAAUUUCUUUCUUAGAGCGUCAGAGAAUACUCAAAUUGUUAGUAAAUAGGUAUAUUCUAUCGUUUAUCAAACUUUUCAAAUUCGUAACGUUUAUAGCAUAAUUUUUUAGAUUAAUUUGCAUAAUAAAUUGCUUAAGAAAUAGUUGAAUAGGGAUUACUUUGGGUUAGAUCCCCUAUUUCACUAUUUUAAAAAUUGUAUACAUGCUAUUUUAACCUUUAUAACCGAUUUAAAUACGGUAAAUAAAUGUUUAUAGAUAAACAAAGAAGUGUCUCAUUUGGAAAAGAAUUUACAAGAAUACCUAUCUUAGCUUAUUGAUUAGAAAAAAAAACGAAAAUAUUCACCAUGGACGAUUCGGCUAAAGAGAAAAUGAUGUCAGAUGGUGACAGCAUUAAAGAAAAUGAACCAAAAAAGAAAUUGCGUAAUGUUAGUCAAAAAAGCACGGACAGUUCCUGUUCUUCCAAACGUAGAUCCUCUAGAAGUAGUUUGUAUAGAAGAGUAAGCUCUACAGAAACCACUGAUAAGCCUUUUGAUCGAACUGCUAGCAAAAUAUCAUCUGUGGCUAGCAAAGGCAGUUUACAAGUGACAAGAUCUGAGUAUCACGAUAACCUAAAACCAGAAUUGGCAUCGGGAAUAACCCUUAACCUCUGCGUAACAGCUUUCGUUAUAGUUUUUGGAUCUAGCUUCCUUUUUGGAUACAAUAUUGGAGCUUUGAACCAGAUCUCACCCCUUAUAAAAAGUUUCUAUAAUGAAACAUACGUGGAAAGAAAUAAUCAACCAAUAUCAGAUGCUUCCCUGACUUUUCUAUGGUCAUUAACAACUGCUCUUUUCCUUCCUGGUGGCAUGAUAGGGGCUUUUUCGGCUGGAUUUAUAGCUGAUAAAAUUGGACGAAAAAAAGCUAUCCUAUUGAGUUAUAUUUUUGCUAUUUUGGGAGCAAUUAUAUCAACUUUUCCCGUAAUAAGUAGGACCCCCGAGUUGCUGAUGGUGGGUCGAGUACUUGUGGGAGUUCACUCAGGUCUCUCCACGUCCUUAGCACCAAUGUACCUUUCGGAAAUUUGCCCUUUUAACUAUAGAGGAGCAUUCGGUACACUACAUCAACUUUUCAUUACAAUAGGUAUUUUAGCAGCUAGCAUAUUCGGAAUAGAAGGAAUAUUAGGCACAGAAAAACUUUGGCCCUAUGUUCUCAGUAUUAAUGCGAUCCCUCCACUAUUAUGCUUAGCUAUUCUCCCAUUCUUGCCAGAAAGUCCAAGAUACUUAUUAUUGAUAAAAAAUGAAAGAGAAUUGGCUUCAAAGGCUUUAAGAUUCUUUCGAAAUAGAAAAGAUAUUACAACUGACAUUGAAGAAAUGGAUACUGAGCAAUCUGAUUCAAAAAGUACUAAAACGGAAGUUUACACUUUAAAAAAGCUUUUUUUGAAUCCUGCUCUUAGGAUGCCACUGUUAAUUGCUUGUUGCUUGCAAGUUGUACAGCAAUUUUCAGGAAUUAAUGCGAUAUUCUUCUAUUCAAAUGGAAUUUUUAACGAGGCAGGUGUUUCUGCAAACCAUAUCCCUUAUGCGGUAAUUGGAACAAAUGCCGUAAAUGUCCUUAUGACAAUUAUUGCGAUACCUAUAAUGGAUAUAGCUGGUCGAAGGGCUCUUCUUCUAUAUCCAAUGAUAGUAAUGAUAUUUGAUCUUGCUAUAAUAACUGUUGCGCAAAACUUCCAGAAAAAAGCUGAAUGGCUGUCUAUAGUAGCGGUAGUUUGUGUGAUUAUUUAUGUUAUUGGUUUUGCGGUUGGUUUAGGACCAAUUCCGCAAAUGAUAGGUGCAGAACUAUUUCGACAAGGUCCUCGACCAUUGGCAAUGAGUUUAGCGGGCUUUGUCAAUUGGCUUGGCACGUUUAUCAUAGCAAUUUCGUUCGAGAGCAUACAAAAAGAAUUGAAACAUUUCACUUUCCUACUCUUCCUUGGUCUUAUGGUGUUAUUUUUGAUUUUCGUUUACUGUCUCGUUCCGGAAACUAGAAAUAAAACAUUUGAGGAAAUCGCUCAUCAAUUUGCCCCUGGAGCUAACAUCGAAGUUGAAGAAUUUCCUGAAGUUUUUGACGAAGAUCCUCUACCUGAACCCGAUCAAAGUGAAGAUCAUCGCUUAGUGAGCUUUACUGUAGGAGAAUCCAACAAAACUACAGAAUGUGCUACAAACUUGUAA
This is a messenger RNA of Dimorphilus gyrociliatus, 2221 nucleotides long. NCBI's taxonomy places the organism in Eukaryota, Metazoa, Annelida, Polychaeta, Dinophilidae. The record is from the annotation of a GenBank genome assembly.